AUGGCUGGCCCUGGCGGUGGUCCUCCUCGACGGAGCCACACCAAGUCCCGGAAGGGCUGUGAUGCGUGCAAACGCCGCCACAUCCGGUGUGACGAGAACUUUCCCCAGUGCCGCAACUGCACCAAGCACAAGAUCCGCUGCCCCUACAAUGACAUUCCUGUCCCUGAUGAUAGGUCUACUACCCCCGACAAGCCGGAUCUCAUGUGGACCCCGGAAAUCGAGGCCGUCAUUGAGCAGUGGCAGCGCACUGGCAUCUUCCCGUUCCCGAGCCUCAACAUCUAUCCGGCGCCCAACCCGCAAGUCUUCACUGUCGAGGAGUUGCGCCUGAUCCACCAUGCCGCCUCCAUCAGCCAUCAGUUGAGGCUCAUUGACGCCGACGGCUUCACUAUUUGGACCCGCCAGAUUCCCACAAUCAUCAAGAUCGGCGCAACCCAGGGUUACGUUAUGCAUUCCCUGCUAGCUUUCUCCGCCAUGCACCUCGCUUUCCUCACCGACUGCCCAUUGGUCGGCAACAUGGCUUAUGAGCACCGUGGCAUCGCCCUGAAGGGAUUGCAGGAGGCCAUUGGCACUUUCUCGCGAGAGACCUCCGAUGCGAUUCUCGCCGCCUCGCUCGUCCUCUCGUGGCAAGCUACAGAUUGGCGGAGCUGGACCCAGUUGAUGCAGGGAACCCGUUCGGUUAUCGAGGCCAUGGACCCCUGGAAGCACGAGUCCCAAUUCGGUGACUUCAUCGCGGAGAGCAGCACGUUCCCAACGGCCCCGCCCUCGCCCACCCCCGACCACAAGCCGAGCCAGCCGCGCCAGGAGGACCUCGACAUCUUCCAGCACACGCUCCUGCAGCUUCAAAAGGUCGAGACACACCUCAAGCAGCAACGCGGGGAUACGAAGGCUGUGCAACAGCUGAUCACCUUCGUCAAGGGCGCACGCAAGGUCAGCCCGACCCUCUCGGUGGCCCAGCAGUUCGAGCGCCUGCGGCCGUUGCGGACUUGGCUCUUCUGGCUGCCGGUCAUGUUCCUGCAGCAGACCGGGGGCUCGCCAAGCGCCCUGCUCGUCAUUGCGCACUACUACACGGCCGCUCUGCUCAUGGAGCGUCUCUUCCCCGAGAUUGGCGCUGCCUACUUUGGCAGUCUCUCCAUCGGCCCUGUCGAGGAGAUCGCCCGCCGGCUCCUGUCCAUCAAUGUCUCUGGCGGCUCCGAGGGCGACACACAGAACGCGCUCACCCUGAUGGAGUUCCCCAUCGACACCGUCAACGGCUUCCGCCAGCGCAUGGGCUGGGUGCAGCCCACGCGCACGCCGUCCUUCCCGCAGUUCAACCCGCCCAACUUCUACCGCGAGGAUUCCACCCCGUCGCAGAUGCCGCCGACCUCGGAGUUCCUGCCGUAUGCCGACAGCCCUGCGUUCAGCUACAGCACCGAGGACCUGUCGAUGCUCAGCGCAGAUCCCGGCCCGAGCGCCGCCAGCGCCAUCAACCCUCUGCACUUCGCCAACCCGCAGUACCUGAACAUCCCGAGUCCCUCGUACGGCGGAUACAGCCCCGCGUCCAGCACCUUUGGUGACUUUGGCGACGGCGCGUCGAUGGGCUACAGCGACAACGAGGAAUUUGCUACUUAUGACAUGGCUUCUUACCCUUCGGCCGAUCCGAUGAUGGGAGGACACAACAGCUAUGGUGCCGGGACCCCCUUCAUGACAAGCACACCCACCUAUCCGCCACCCGAGGACCCGUCCACGCUCCUGUCCACCUCACUACCUGCUGCUGCACCCUCGCCAUUCCUCAGGUCCGAGCCCUUCCACAUGCUCCCUCUUCCCGAGUCACCCGUCCCCAACUUGGGAUUCCCGCAGCUCCCGGGCCAUCGUCACAAUCUCUCCACCUCGUCCGCCCCGACACCCGGCGGUGACAGGGAGAAAGGCAAGGACAGAGCGACAUGA
Thyridium curvatum is the source of this 1923-nucleotide messenger RNA. RefSeq lists its product as uncharacterized. Bases 1 to 1923 code for a protein of 640 amino acids. The transcript is spliced from 8 exons. The record is from RefSeq and is a predicted model, not a curated record. Gene Ontology annotation, molecular function: DNA-binding transcription factor activity, RNA polymerase II-specific; zinc ion binding. Gene Ontology annotation, biological process: regulation of transcription by RNA polymerase II. Lineage: Eukaryota; Fungi; Ascomycota; Sordariomycetes; Thyridiales; Thyridiaceae.